Paracoccidioides brasiliensis Pb18 is the source of this 204-nucleotide messenger RNA. Its product is annotated as RNA polymerase II transcription factor B subunit 5. Gene Ontology annotation, biological process: transcription by RNA polymerase II; nucleotide-excision repair, preincision complex assembly; nucleotide-excision repair. The record is from RefSeq and is a predicted model, not a curated record. The coding region runs from base 1 to 204 and encodes 67 amino acids. Gene Ontology annotation, cellular component: transcription factor TFIIH core complex; transcription factor TFIIH holo complex. The transcript is spliced from 2 exons.
AUGCCCCGCGCAGUGAAAGGAGUCCUGAUAGAAUGCGACCCAUCCGUCAAAGCCAUAAUCCUAAAAUAUGACGAGGAGCGGCACGACUACAUCGUCGAAGACCUGGAUGACGAGCGGCACCUGGUCAUCAAGGAGAGCCAGUUGCCGUACCUGAAGGCACGGCUGAGUCGAGUAUGUGGCGUACACCCCCGCAAACGCGUGUAG